CCACACCAACAAAAAGCGCAAACUGACCCUGUGCUGAUGCAGACGCGGUUUCUCUAACUGUGCGCGUGACACGAACUCUCAAGUGCAGUUAGCUCAGUGGAUCGAUCUCUCUCCGUGCUCGUGCUGGUAUGGAGCUGGCUGCUACGCCCUAGGUUUUCUAUGUGGAUCACCUCUCCCCUUUGGGGUAGACGCAUUUGAAUCAUUCAAUUCAUUUCAGUCUCCUCUCUCCCCUUCUUCUCGGCUUCUCCCCUUCCAAUUCUAAACUCCCCGAGCCCCAAAAAUCACGCACCCAGAGAGCCCCAGACCCUAGCCACCCGUCCGUCGAUGGGGUGCACCCAGGGCAAGUGCUGCCUGCCGCGCCACCCGAGGCGAGGCUCCGGCGGCGGGGCCGGCCGAGGGGGUCGUGGGCCCGGAGGCCACGGCGGCGCCACCCUCGGCCGCGCCGCGGUCCCCGGAGCGGGGCUGGUGCUGGAGCACGCCACGCUGGCGGUGGCGGGUCUCUACCCGGACUCCCCCGGGCGGGAGUCGCAGGAUGAGCACCUCGUCGCCUCGCGCUUCGCGGGGGACCCCGACCUCCACCUCUUCGCCGUCUUCGACGGCCACGGCGCCGCGGGCGCCGCGUGCGCCAGGUUCGCGCGCGAUGCCCUCCCGCGCCUCCUCGCCGCUGGGGCGGAGUCAGGGCGGCUGGUCUCGGACCCCGCCGCGGCGUUCCGGGAGGCGAUGGUGGCCGCGAACGCGGAGAUGCAUGCAGCGGCCGGGGUGGACGACUCGAUGAGCGGGACCACGGCCGUGGCGGCCCUGGUGGCUGCCGGCGCGAUCCACGUGGCGAACGUGGGGGACUCGCGCGCCGUGGCGGGGGUGUGGCGCGCGGGGCGGGUCGUGGCGGAGGACCUCUCGUGGGACCAGACGCCGUUCCGCGCCGACGAGCGCGCGCGCGUCAAGGCGUGCGGCGCGCGGGUGAUGUCGGUCGAGCAAGUGGAGGGCAUGCGCGACCCGGAGUCCGAGGGGUGGGUGCCCGACGAGGGGGACCCGCCGCGCGUGUGGGCGCGCGACGGGCUCUAUCCCGGCACAGCCUUCACGCGCAGCCUCGGCGACCUCGCCGCCGAGGGGGUCGGGGUCAUUGCGGAACCUGAGGUCAAGAGCGUGGAGAUCACUCCAGCCCACCUGUUCUUCGUUGUCGCGAGCGAUGGCGUGUUCGAGUUCCUCUCCAGCCAGGAAGUCGUUGACAUGGUUGCUAUGUAUCAAGAUCCACGAGAUGCCUGCUCAGCAAUCGCUGCAGAAUCAUACAGACUAUGGCUGGAGCAUGAAAACAGGACAGAUGAUAUAACAAUAAUCAUUGUGCAUAUCCGGGAUUCUGAAAAUUCAGGUCCUGCAGGGAGUGACAAAGUGGACUACAGCAGCGGCGGAGCAUCAAUAGCUUUGCACACAGUACAAUCAGAGAUGCCUGUAUUUGUACCAUCAGAAGCGAGUCACCUGAACAGAUGUGCUGCUACUGAACUGCAGUCAUCGUCUUCCAACUCUCCAACAGAACGAAGACUCUCCUGUGUUGUUCCUUCUACGCACACUUUGUUGGUACACGGCAGAAUAUCAGAUGCUACCAAGCCUAUGCAAAGUGAGAGACCUGCAUCACAUCGAGCAGAAACAUGGCAUCAGAUGGAAGGUGGUACUGCACUGGAGCGGCCGGUGCAGCGGAGUAUCCCCCCAGCGUCCUGCUGAAGGUGGAGCAUUUAAGCUUAAGUGGCACAAAGAAAGCUGCGUCAUCCCGAAUCAUCAUCCAUCGUAAGAUCUUAUCCUAAUCUUUUUCUUUUGGUCAGAUUUUGCAGAAAAUAUUAUAGAGAGGUUGUCUUUUGCAGGGAGCUACUAACCGUACCAUGGAUUGUCAAUUUGUCAUGUUGGCCAGCUGCAAAUCUCGGUGUUGUUGCUCGUGUUUUCUUAGAGCUACUAACCUGCUGCUGACUGACGAUGCGAAGAUUCUGAUCCAAAGAGGGUCAUCUAACCAGGGAUUGAGUCACUGAGACUUCAGCAUGUGGCGAUGGGCGCCGUCUGUGGAACGGAGUUAUCCUCCGUAGUUUGUAUUUGUUAACUUUUUUUGCAAAUCUUAAAUAAGUUGAUGCUUGCCGUGAUAUCACCUGAGGUGCAACCGUGCAAUGCCAUUCUGCGGCAGAACGGCAGGCACCAGAGAAUUAGGAUCUGGAAUUGAGAAGUGUAUGCCGUGCAGAACAAAAUGUUUAGUUGAUGCUUUCAGAAGGAAAAAAAACGAAUAUCGGACGCUUCUUUUAGCC
Phragmites australis (common reed) is the source of this 2282-nucleotide messenger RNA. RefSeq names its product probable protein phosphatase 2C 65. Lineage: Eukaryota; Viridiplantae; Streptophyta; Magnoliopsida; Poales; Poaceae. Bases 325 to 1716 code for a protein of 463 amino acids. The transcript is spliced from 4 exons. Gene Ontology annotation, cellular component: cytosol; nucleus. Gene Ontology annotation, molecular function: cation binding; protein serine/threonine phosphatase activity. Gene Ontology annotation, biological process: protein dephosphorylation. The record is from RefSeq and is a predicted model, not a curated record.